GGCGGCACGGCCCAGGCCUUCUCCCGGCGUGCGUCGGCUCUGCCGGCGGCAGAGGAAUUCUGGGUAACGACCGUGGCCAGCCGGGCGGCUGGCUCCGCCCAGCAGGUUCUACUCACGCCGGAGCAGUUGGCGGUGGCGGUUGUCGGGCCCGGAGCAGCGGGACAUGGAGCAGCCGUGGCCGCCGCCGGGCCCCUGGAGCUUCCCGAGGACUGACGGGCAGGCCGAGGAGGAGAGCGACUUGGACGUGUCCCCCUCUUCGUCCCACUACCCGCCGGUGUCUGGCGGCGGCGCCCAGAUGUAUAGCGAUGGGAUUGAGCUGGCUUGCCAAAGGCAGAAAGAAUUUGUGAAGAGCUCUGUGGCGUGCAAAUGGAAUCUUGCUGAAGCCCAGCAGAAACUUGGCAGCUUAGCACUGCAUAACUCUGAGUCCUUGGAUCAGGAACAUGCCAAAGCACAGACCGCAGUGUCAGAACUGAGGCAGCGAGAAGAAGAAUGGCGACAGAAAGAGGAGGCUCUGGUCCAAAGAGAGAGGAUGUGUCUGUGGAACAUGGAUGCAAUUAGCAAAGAUGUUUUUAAUAAGAGUUUUAUUAAUCAAGAUAAAAGAAAAACAGAAGAUGAAGAUAAAUCGCAAUCAUUUAUGCAGAAAUAUGAGCAAAAAAUUCGACAUUUUGGUAUGUUGAGUCGGUGGGACGAUAGUCAGAGAUUUCUGUCUGACCACCCAUACCUUGUAUGCGAAGAAACUGCUAAAUAUCUUAUUUUAUGGUGUUUUCACCUGGAAGCUGAGCAGAAAGGUGCUUUAAUGGAACAAAUAGCACAUCAAGCUGUGGUAAUGCAGUUUAUCAUGGAAAUGGCCAAAAACUGUAAUGUGGAUCCAAGAGGCUGUUUUCGUUUGUUUUUCCAGAAAGCCAAAGCAGAGGAAGAAGGUUAUUUUGAAGCAUUCAAAAAUGAACUUGAAGCUUUCAAGUCAAGAGUAAGACUUUAUGCCCAAUCACAGAGCUUUCAAUCUGUGACAGUUCAGAAUCAUGUUCCCCAUUCUAGUGUUGGAUGCGUAGGCUCCUUAGACUCCUUAUCACAGAAUCCAGAUCCUCUUCAGUGUCCUGUCAGCACAGCCCUCUGCAGUUUAAACUCAGAGGCACAGAAAGAAGACGAGGACAGAAUGAUGGACACUGUGUGAUUCAGUUAGGACUGCUGAGGCCAAGGACUAUUUUGUUACAAGAAGGAAGAGCUUGGCUAUUUUCUUGACACUUUUAUGGGUGCUGCACUUUAUUUUGUUCAAUUUUUGAUGGGAGGGAAAAGAGUACUGAAAUGUUUUGCAACUUUUUUUAUGUGCUGCUAGGGUUUUUGUUGUUUUGUUUUGUUUCUGAAGGGAGGAGCGGUACCAUAUGUUGCAGGAAGUCAAACUGGACUCUUCCCCCACCCCUCAGUUACUAAAUUUGCCUUUAACUGUUGUUAAUUUUGGAAUCAAAGUAUGAAAAUCUGCACAAUGCAAUGUUUACAAGACUGGUUGACCGAGGAGGCAUCUGCUACAGAGUUGUAACGCGGAUACGUACAUGUCCUGCUUCACGGAGAGAAUUCAGAGAACAGUGUGCUUGUGUCCCACUGCAAAGUUCAGCUGUCACAUCUGGUGUUCAUCACAUUAAAAGCAAUAAAUCGGUAGUGGUAACCUACUUUACUAAUCUGUAAACUGGAUGACACAAAUUAUUGUUUUAAGGUAAUAUUUACAUUUGUAUUUUCGACACCACCAGUUAACUCCUUGACUAUAAAUUGGAUAUUAAAAACAUGACAGUUAUCCCUCAAGUAGUUUGAGAACUGUUGAGAGGUGAGAUGACUUUGUCCUGAUGACUGUUAACUAUUAAGGAGUGUAGCGUGUGUAGAGAGCGAUACAGUUCUGUUUUCCAACAAGAUGGACUGCAAGCGUACUCUGACUUCUUUACUUGACAUAGUCUGGGACCUCUCAGGGAGUAAGUUUUGAAGAAUAGUAACGGCCUGUGAGAACAAACAGGAGGAGUAAGGUCAUUGUUAAGUCACCGUUAUUGUGUGUUUCCCUCUGGUGAAGCCUGGAGAAAUGGAGAGCUAAGCUGCCUUGAGCUGCCGACCAUGUCUGAGAAUUUGGUAACAGUCACCCUCGGUGUGGUGGGUGUCACUCCAGCUGUUACUCGCUUCUAGCUCAGUUCCGAUGCUUCUGAGCUUUACUUCUUCCUAUGUAAGUCACUGCAGAUCCACCAGGAUGUUUGAUGAUUCUUUUUAUUUAGAAUUAGAUGACAGUGCCAAUUAUGAUAUCCUUAUUAUUUGAGGAUUAAUCUUCCGACUUACAGGAGCAUUAUAGUUGAGUGUAAUCUUUGGCUCAGUACCCACUUCAAUUUGUAGCAAAUAUUUGGAAAGUGGGUGUUUGGGGUUGGGAAUGCAGGUCUCAGUUUGAGUAAGGAAAUCAUGCUGAGCUGCUGCAGGGGUCACAGCUGUGACCUCAGCUCCAUCUGCCUUUUCAGCCAGUGGUGCUGACGUAGGUGAUGGGGUGCCCAGUACUUGUGGAAAUGGACUGGAAUCGUUGAAUCAUAUUCCUGUAAUGUCAAUCUUCCUGGUUCCCAGAAUAAAAGUCUUUUUGUGCUUUUGAUAUAAAAAUAUAUACUCUAUAAUAAAAUGUUUGACUAAUUUAUAUGGUAGUGCUCACUGGCUUGUAAUUUUUUUAAUCAGUGACCUAAUCAUGGAAGAUUUUUUUGUUUCUGUUGUAUUUUGUUGUUGCAUUCUCUUCUUUUUUCUUCUUGUCUGAGCAUGGUCUCAGUUACCCUCUUCACACCAAACAGACAGACAGACAGACGAAUCCAAGUGCUGCUGGGCUGACAGGUUUCCACGUCGACGUCACUCUUGUGCCCACACUUGUCUGCCUCUGUGUUCAGUCAAAUGGUUGUGACUUUCAUUUUUGCCCUCUAUAAUUUAAACUCUUAAUGCCCAAGAACUGGUGACAAAAAAGUAAUAACAAAGUGAGUAUAUAGUUAAAGUUUUCUAAGACAAAAAUUGGUUAAGAAAAAAAGACUUUUGACAUUUGACUAGAAUUUUUUUUUUCCCAAAGGAAAAAAGGGUAAUUGGUUUGUUUGGGGGAACCACUAAUGAUGUCAUAAUUUUCACUUAAGGAUGGUAACUUAGUCAUUGGCAGGUCUUUAGUAUUACAGCAGUAGAUUGGGCUGGGUGUGGUAGCACAUGGCUUUAAUCCCAGCACUUGGGGGAGGCAGAGGGGAGUGGAUCUCUGAGUUAGAGGACAGUCUAGUCUACAUAGAGAGUCCCUGUCUCAAAAAAACAAAACAAAAUGACAGUAUAUUUGCGUCCUUUUAUUUCCUUCACUUUGAAAAUGUCCUUAGUAUUGAGAGCUGGCUAUCUCUUACCAAAAUAAUUGGUACAAAUUUUUACAAAAAAAUACAAAUUCCUCUCUCGUUUUCUUAAGAAGUAGUAAAGAAUAGUAAUAUUUAGCAAAUAGAUAAUUCAUAUUUAGGUUAGAAAAUUUUUCCCUAAUCUAUGGAAUCUAUGUUCAAACUGAGCAGCAAAAAAAUACUUGACAUCAAAAUAAUCAACAAAGACUGUUGUUUUACUUGGUAAAUUUUAUGUGUUAUUUAAUAAAAUAUUUUUUUUUAAAUGAAA
Molecule: messenger RNA, 3627 nt
Organism: Microtus ochrogaster (prairie vole)
Lineage: Eukaryota; Metazoa; Chordata; Mammalia; Rodentia; Cricetidae
Gene: Cdc37l1
Product: cell division cycle 37 like 1, HSP90 cochaperone
Biological process (GO): protein stabilization; protein folding
Cellular component (GO): cytoplasm
Molecular function (GO): protein-folding chaperone binding; heat shock protein binding
Source: RefSeq, a predicted model, not a curated record